This is a messenger RNA of Acipenser ruthenus (sterlet), 1059 nucleotides long. RefSeq names its product proteasome subunit beta type-8-like. The record is from RefSeq and is a predicted model, not a curated record. Lineage: Eukaryota; Metazoa; Chordata; Actinopteri; Acipenseriformes; Acipenseridae. Gene Ontology annotation, molecular function: threonine-type endopeptidase activity. The coding region runs from base 103 to 927 and encodes 274 amino acids. Gene Ontology annotation, cellular component: proteasome core complex. The transcript has 6 exons.
AACACAUCGCUUAUCAAUCCCCAGCAAACUGCUUUCGGUUUCGCGCAGCUCCCAUCUCUAAACAAAACUACAUGAUAGCACCAGGAAAUUGAUUAGUGCAACAUGGCGCUGCUGGACGUGUGCGGCUACAGAGACGGGGACAGGAGCGCGGGUCCUUUCGGGACCAGGGGGACAGUCAUGGACAGGUCCAGCCAUUUCUCCUUUGGGAUGAAAACGGCAGAAUUCGCGGUGCCGGUAGGAGUUGAUCCUCAAGCAUUCCUCAGCCCCUACACUGCAGGGGAAGGAGACGUGAGGAUCCAUCUGAACCACGGCACCACCACCCUGGCCUUUAAAUUCCAGCAUGGGGUUGUGGUGGCAGUGGAUUCCAGAGCCUCUGCUGGGGACUACAUUGCUUCCAAGGAUGCGAAUAAAGUGAUUGAGAUUAACCCGUACCUGCUGGGGACCAUGUCAGGAAGUGCAGCUGACUGCCAGUACUGGGAGAGACUGCUGGCAAAAGAGUGCAGGCUGUUCAAACUGCGAAACAAAGAGCGCAUCUCAGUGUGCGCCGCCUCGAAACUGCUUUCCAACAUGAUGUGUGAAUACAGAGGGAUGGGGCUGUCCAUGGGAAGCAUGAUCUGUGGCUGGGACAAACAGGGCCCAGGGCUGUACUAUGUGGAUGACAAUGGGACCAGGCUCUCUGGACAGCUGUUUUCUACUGGCUGUGGCAGCAGUUACGCCUAUGGAGUUGUAGACAGCGGCUACAGAUACGAUCUGUCCGUGGAGGAGGCGUAUGAUCUGGGCCGGCGUGCGAUCGCACACGCCACCCACAGAGACGCUUACUCUGGAGGGGUGGUCAACUUGUAUCACAUGCGUCAAGAUGGAUGGAUCAAAAUCUGCAAAGACGAUGUUGCUGAGCUUAUUCACCAAUAUGCAUUAGAAAACAAGUGACACAGCAGCACUGCUACAAGCAAUACAAGAUCACACACGUUUUAUUAAUGGAUCUCUAACAGUGUCUUCAGCUGCUCAGCUGUGCACAAUACAUGCCUUCAAAUAAAGGAUCUCUGGUGUUAAACUCUCAAA